This is a messenger RNA of Striga asiatica, 363 nucleotides long. NCBI's taxonomy places the organism in Eukaryota, Viridiplantae, Streptophyta, Magnoliopsida, Lamiales, Orobanchaceae. The record is from the annotation of a GenBank genome assembly.
AUGAGCUCGUACGAGCCCGUGGCGCACGGGCGCGCAACUGGCUGCGGAAAUCAAAGGGUUGCAACCCUUGGUGACCAUAAGAGUUUGAAGUCUGACAUUUUUCCUAUGAUUUCACAUUCAUCUUCGGCUGAAAUACCAAAAUCCAUUCCAACCGUAGACCGCAAGACCAAACAAGACCAGAAGAAGCGAUGGGAAAACUACCAAUCGAACCUAAAUCUAACAAAGAAGAACCGAGAGAGCAGAAUUGAAGAUACAUUAAAAUCCACCUUCGUGGAACCUAAAACCCUCGAAAUAGAGAAGACGUGCCCUCUCAAAGGGAUGAUUGUUGGAUUAUUCUUGACUAGGUAUGGACUUGGAUUAUGA